GGAAUGAAAAAAUAUGAGCUCGAAUUUACCAACAAAAAUAAAAAAAUAAAUCGACCAAUCAAACUCUGGGGAACUUGAAUGUUUAAUUUUGACGCGCGUGAGGAGCAAGGGUUUUAGAUUUUUCGUCGCGUGCGUUCAAAUCAACAGUGGAAUUAACGGUCGCUCUGGAUUAGCAUCAUGCUACACAUCACCAGAAUGAGGAGUUUUGGGGUGGAGGUGCUCGUCGCCGUGCUCGCCUCAGGUGUGUGGCUCAUGCCUUCGUGUGACGCUCAAGAAUGUGGAAGGCCUCUUGUGGUAACUCGCAUCGUAGGAGGCAGUGAGGCGCGAGACGGGGCAUGGCCGUGGCAAGUGGACAUCCAGAUGGGAAAGGCCGGCCAUGUUUGUGGAGGAUCCGUCAUCUCGAGAGACUGGGUUCUGUCCGCGGCACACUGUUUUCCCGAGCUGUCCAUGUGGAGCCAUCCUCAGCAGCAGGUGAUGAGAACUCCCACCAGAAGUAGGGCAUCUGGACGAAUCGGACAGGUCCGGAGAGCAGAAGGGGUCAGGAUCGCUGGUAUCUCAGGAGUAGCAUGUGUAGCUCCACAGAGAGAGAGAACACAGACUAUUAGCCCAUCAGAUGUGUCCUCAUACCGUCUCUACAUGGGUCGCUAUCAGCUCAACGGCGCUAACCAGUUUGAGACAUCAAGAGAAGUGAAGAGGGUGGUGGUGGCACACGGGUACUCGACCCCUCAGAAGGGCAGAGACGUGGCACUCGUAGAGCUGAGCUCGCCGCUCACCUGGACAAACCAGAUCCAGCCCGUGUGUCUGCCCAACGCCGACUUCCAGUUCUACGCUGGAACCAUGUGCUACGUCACAGGCUGGGGGGACACACAGGAGGGAGUCUCGCUGUCUGGAGUCGGGACGCUACGGGAAGUCGGAGUGCCCAUUAUUGACCAAGAUUCCUGCAACUCCAUGUACCAGAUCGAUGCGUCUAACGCGGACACGGUGUCCAUCCUGUCAGACAUGAUCUGUGCUGGAUACCAGGAGGGGGGCAAGGACUCAUGUCAGGGGGACUCCGGCGGACCGCUCGUCUGUUCCACCGGGAACGGCACGUGGAUCCAGGCGGGCAUUGUGAGUUUUGGACUGGGAUGCGCUCAGAAGAACCGACCCGGCGUGUACGCCAGAGUGUCGAGCUUCGUGGGCCUCAUACGCUCCACGGUGCAGGACGCCCAGCUGCUGGAUCACGCCUGUAAUUGUGCAGCUCACAGCCUCGUGGUGCUCAGUGUAGCUCUCGUAGCAGUGAUGUUAGGUAGGUAG
Molecule: messenger RNA, 1293 nt
Organism: Ictalurus furcatus (blue catfish)
Lineage: Eukaryota; Metazoa; Chordata; Actinopteri; Siluriformes; Ictaluridae
Product: serine protease 27
Exons: 8
Coding region: 178-1293 (371 amino acids)
Biological process (GO): proteolysis
Molecular function (GO): serine-type endopeptidase activity
Source: RefSeq, a predicted model, not a curated record